Eruca vesicaria subsp. sativa (arugula) is the source of this 1887-nucleotide messenger RNA. The record is from the annotation of a GenBank genome assembly. Lineage: Eukaryota; Viridiplantae; Streptophyta; Magnoliopsida; Brassicales; Brassicaceae.
AGAAAAAACAAAAAACUUUGUGGAAGAACGUUCACUAGCCUUGAACUGUCCCACGUGAACUAAACUAGUUUCGGUCUGACAAGAUGGGUGAUAUGUUUCCACCACGUUUGAAGAAGUUCUGGGACAAAUGGAACAUUCGUGGAAUCAUAAUCCUUAGUCUCUUCCUCCAAACAAUCCUUAUCUUCUUUGCACCGAGCCGAAAACGCACAGCAAACAAGCUCUUCCUCGUGCUCAUAUGGUCAGCUUAUCUUCUUGCUGAUUGGGCGGCCGAUUACGCUGUGGGCCAGAUCUCAGACAGUCAAGAAGAAGCUGUCGAGGAACACGACAAGACCCGCGAGCUGUUAGCGUUUUGGUCACCGUUCCUUCUCUUGCACCUUGGAGGUCCAGACACCAUUACAGCACUUGCCCUGGAGGAUAAUGAGCUUUGGGACAGACACUUGUUCAGUCUCGUCUGUCAAGCGGUCGCUACUGUCUACGUGAUCUUGUUGUCCACACCGAACAGGCUUCUGACUCCAACGGUGAUCAUGCUCUUCGGCGGAGUGAUCAAGUAUUUCGAGAGAACAACAGCACUGUUCUCAGCGAGUCUCGACAAGUUCAAGGAAUCUAUGCUCAAUGAUCCUGAUCCUGGUGCUAACUACGCGAAGCUCAUGGAGGAAUAUGCAGCUAAAAUGGAUAUGAAUAUACCAACGGAGGUCGUUUUUGUGGAGGAUCCAGAGAAAGGGCGUGAAGGCAAUACUCCUGUUAAACCCAACGAUGAUCUGACCAACCUUCAAGUUGUUCAGUAUGCUUUCAAGUACUUUAACAUCUUCAAAGGUCUCAUUGUUGAUCUUAUCUUCACUAACAAGCAACGCGACGAGAGCAGGAAGUUCUUCGACUCUCUCUCCCCAGAGGAAGCUCUAGGCAUCAUCGAAGUCGAGCUCAGCCUCAUCUAUGAAAGCCUCUUCACAAAAGCAGAGAUUCUUCAUAACUUGACAGGGUCUGUGUUCCGGGUUAUAGCUCUAGCCUGCCUUGUCUCCUCACUCUGUCUCUUUACUCUUAAAAACGAGGCUAAAUACUACGAUGGAUUCGAUGUUGCUCUAACUUACGCGCUGCUCCUAUGUGGCAUAGCUCUUGAUUCCAUUGCUCUUCUCACGUUCUGUGUCUCUGACUGGACCAUCGCUACACUGAGGAGUCUAAAGGAGGACCCGGAUGAGAAAGACCCUUGGGCUUGGGGAGACGGAUUUCUCAACUGGAUCCUCGGUUUCAGGACCAUAAGGUGGAAAGGAUGUGAAUGUUUCGUAGAUGGACAUGAAGUAACGAAAAAAAGACAUGAAGUACUCGACGGGAACUGUAUGUUUCGAAGAUGGUCGGAGUAUGUUCAUGCUUACAACUUGAUUGGUUACUGCUUGAAGAUACGUCCCAAGAGAAUCCAUCCUACCAAGGGACUCUUACACUGUUUCACUACUCCAUGCUCCUUCGGAACUCGCCAGUUUUGUAACUGGAUUCACCGUACUCUAAGCAACUUGUGCAAUUGCAAUUGCAGCAACCGUCCAGUUAAUUUUAUUCGUCAACAGUUUGUACGUUUAAUCAACAAAGUCCUAGAGACAUUCGAUCUCAAAGAGUUGGUCGAAGAGCUAAGAUUCACAAACAGUGACCGACUCACCAAAGAGCUAUGGAGGUUUAUAUUCGAACAGGUGAAACACAAACACCGUUUUGCUGAAGAUCCAGAGAGUGCCACGAGUAUAUCUUCAGCUAGAGGAGACUGGACUCUAAAUGAAACAUCAAGCAAAACGACAGAAGGAGGACCAGACCAUGCGAAGCUUCUGACAUAUGUGACGGAAAAGGAUUACGACCAGAGCAUCCUCAUCUGGCACAUAGCUACAGAACUCUUGUACCAAAUCCCCAUAG